Messenger RNA from Symbiodinium sp. CCMP2592, 1017 nucleotides. Lineage: Eukaryota; Dinophyceae; Suessiales; Symbiodiniaceae. The record is from the annotation of a GenBank genome assembly.
AUGCGGGGCGGGGCGCUGGGCCACGGCGUUCUCCGGACGCUUCGGGAAGCCAAGCUGCUGGAGAAGGCAAGGUACCUGAGUGUGACAUCGGGCUCCGUUUGGCUCGGCCUCCCCUUGUACUACCAGGCGAUUGACACGGUGGAGGAGUACUUGGGACAGACACUGCGACCGGAGGACAUGACCCCAGAGGCACUCAUAGAGAAGACCGGCAGUGGGCUCCGGCGUUUGAGGCACUUCCGAAACUACCCCAAGGGCCACAAAGGACCGGGUGCAGAGCAGCACCUGCUGCAGACUGAGCUUUUGGAGGAGAACGAGACUGGCCUGGAGAGCAUGUUUGGCUGUCCAGCCGACGAGGGCUGGUGCGCCUGCAUGGUGGAGCGCUUCCAGCCAGGAUCCUUUCAUGGCCUCUACUCCAUUCUGACCGCUUAUGCCUUCCUGCAUCCAUUCGAGCUUGCCGGAUGGGGCUCAACUCACUGCCACGAGUCGCAGCUGGAGCGCGUAAGAGCGAAAUUCGGCAGUGGGAAGACCAUCUACACCUCGAAGGAUGUGUCUAGGAAGCUGCCCUUCCUGCUGUCUCAGUCAGCCAUCCUCGAGCCCUACACGGGCUUGACUCCCAAAGAUCCUCUGGUGUUCUUUCCCCUGGAGCAGACGCCCCUCUAUGCCGGGACCAUCCCGGGCUACAAUGCAAGCGACGUCCACCGCAGCAUCGGUGACGUGCUUGUGGAGCCCUUCGCCUGGGGAGCAUCGGCCCGGAGUCCGUGGACGAACGUCAGCAACGGGAACGAGAUCAGGAUGGAAGUUUCUCGUAGCUUUCUCAAUGUUGGGGAUCUGGCUACCUGGGCCGGCACCGCAACAUCCUACAUCGCGGACUUCCAGAUCCGCACAUGGGCCGACAAGAUCCCAAAGUGCUUGGUUGCAGAGGGCGAGAAGUUGCUGCCCCAUGCCAACUUCUGGUCGCCGCUGGCCCCUUCGAUGCAGGGGUGUAGUUUCGAUUUGUUCUGUGUUCUUUCCCUUUGA